Messenger RNA from Prunus armeniaca (apricot), 2664 nucleotides. The record is from the annotation of a GenBank genome assembly. Lineage: Eukaryota; Viridiplantae; Streptophyta; Magnoliopsida; Rosales; Rosaceae.
AUGGAACGAUUCUUUAAAAGAAAAUUAUCUACGGAUAGUCCUUCUCCGUCUAAUCCGGGUAGUUCAAAUGCAAGACCAAUUGAAGUAGAUGAGAUCUUAGCUAAUCUUCAGGCAGACCCUGGACUAAGAACUCGAAUGGCGGAUUAUAGUCCUAAUAUUCGGGAUGAGAUUCGAAGAGCAUAUCUACAAAAGGGACCUUGUCAACCUAGAAGUUAUAAAUUCCCACAAACUAAUCAAUCAGGAAUUAAUAGACGCUUCAUUGCUAAUUGGUUUGAUGAUCAUGAUUGGUUGGAAUAUAGUAUUGCUAAAGAUGCUGCAUUUUGUUUUCAUUGUUAUCUCUUCAAAUCAAAUUUUGAUCAAGUGGGUGGUGAUGCAUUCACUGGGGUAGGCUUCAAUAAUUGGAAGAAGGCGAAAGAAAGAUUUAACCUUCAUGUUGGACCGGUUGGUAGUGUUCACAACCAAGCUAGAGAAGUUGCUUACAAUUUGAUGCAUCAAACUACACACAUUGAAACAAUUGUCAUCAAGCAAACAAGCCAAGCUCGCACAGCUUAUCGCACUUGCUUGAAUGCAUCACUUAAGUGCACUAGGUAUUUGUUGCGACAAGGUCUUUCUUUUCGUGGUCAUGAUGAAAGUGCACAAUCAAGUAAUAGAGGGAAUUAUUUAGAGCUCUUGCAAUUUCUUGCGAAUCAUGAUGAAAAAGUUAAAGCCGUUGUGUUGGAAAAUGCUCCAGGAAAUUUGAAGUUAAUAGCUCCUUCAAUUCAAAAAGAUCUUGUCAAUUCUUGUGCUAAAGAAACCAUUGGUCUUAUCUUGAGUGAUGAGCAAAUGGCGAUGGUGCUUCGUUAUGUGAAUGACAAAGGACAAAUAAUUGAAAGGUUUGUGGGGGUUCAAUAUGUGACCGAUACUACUUCAAGUGCACUAAAGGAAGCCAUUGAUGAAUUCUUUUCUUCUGCGAAUUUGAGUUUUUCCAAGCUACGAAGACAAGGUUAUGAUGGAGCUAGUAAUAUGAGAGGUGAGUUCAAUGGCCUUAAGACAAAGAUUUUGAGAGAACAACCUUGUGCAUUUUAUGUUCAUUGUUUUGCUCAUCAACUUCAACUAGCUCUUGUUGCGGUAGCAAAGAAAAACAUUGAUGUCAACUCUUUUUUCACAACGGCUAAUAGUUUGGUCAAUGUUGUUGGAGCAUCUUGUAAGCGUCGGGAUGCACUUAGAGCACAAUACCAAGAAGAGCUUGUGAGAGCUUUUGAAGAAGAUUGUCUUAUAAUGGGGCGGGACUUAAAUCAAGAAACUACUCUCAAACGUGCCGGCGAUACACGAUGGAACUCACAUUAUGUUCCUACCAUGGAUGAGGAAUAUGUAAUUCCAGGGAGGUCACGGCGUAAUGCUCCAAUGAAGACAAAUUAUCAUCAUUAUUGUGUGGAGAUGUUUAUUCAUGUAAUUGAUGGACAACUUGUGGAACUAAAUGAUCGCUUCAACGAGAACUUUUACGCUAAGCCCCCUUGGCCACAUAAUCCUGGAUCCGCCACUGCCCACUGUCCCAUCCAUUCAUGCAGCCUCUCAGGUUCAAUGCAUCUAAUGAUAACAUGUCUCCACCUUGGCAUAACCAAGCCCAAGCAUCCCACCGAUGGUACCCUGCGUUAUCCUCUCCCAAAAGCCCUCCUCACAACAAUCUCUGAACUUGAGCCCACUUGUUUCUCUCAAGCCUCCAAAAGUCAUAAGUGGCGCUCUGCGAUGUCCAAAGAGAUCAAUGCUUUGCUUAAAAAUAAUACAUGGUCUCUAGUUCCUCCUUCACCUCAUCAUAACACAGUUGGUUCUAAGUGGGUGUUUCGGAUAAAACGAAAGCCUGAUGGAUCUAUUGAGCGUUAUAAAGCUUGUUUAGUGGCCAAGGGUUUUCAUCAACAGCUCGGAAUUGAUUAUGGUGAGACAUUCAACCCGAUUGUAAAACCUACCACCAUUCGAACGAUUCUCAGUGUUGCCAUUUCCCGUGGUUGGCCGCUACGCCAACUCGACGUCAAAAAUGCAUUUCUUCACGGGUUCCUCCAAGAAGAUGUUUACAUGAUUCAACCUCCAGUUUUCAUCGACCCCGAUCGUCCAAAUUAUGUGUACAAGCUACACAAAUCUCUCUACGGUCUCAAACAGGCACCCCGGGCGUGGUUCCAUCGCAUUAGCUCCUUCCUUAUUACUAUCGGUUUCACACAAAUCCUUCCACAUGGUGAUUCCCUGCACAUUAAUCAAUUAAAAUAUGCUCAUGAUUUGUUACAAAAGCAUAAUCUUGAACAUUGCAAGUCGGUCACUACUCCCAUCGCUGCAAAGGUGGUUUUGUCCAACACCGAUGGUCCGCUCCUUCCUUCUCAAACGGAGUUUUGUGAACUUGUGGGCUGCCUUCAAUAUCUCACAUUGACACGUCCCAACAUUGCUUAUGCGGUGAAUACGGUUUCACAGUUUAUGAAUGCCUCUCGUGCUCCUCAUCUUGUUGCCGCCAAGCGUAUUCUUCAGUACGUCAAAAGGACUGUCGAUCAUGGUCUUGUAUUUAGACCUCAGACACGAACUGCACGCCUUUGUGCUUAUUCAAAUGUAGAUUGGGCGGGGUGCCCUGAUACCCGCCGUUCUACCAGUGAUUACUUAAUUUACUUGGGUUCAAAUCUUGUCUCUUGGUGCUCAAAGAAAUAG